Rhinolophus ferrumequinum (greater horseshoe bat) is the source of this 3272-nucleotide messenger RNA. RefSeq names its product phospholipase A and acyltransferase 3. The record is from RefSeq and is a predicted model, not a curated record. Gene Ontology annotation, molecular function: A2-type glycerophospholipase activity; glycerophospholipid phospholipase A1 activity. The coding region runs from base 222 to 710 and encodes 162 amino acids. The transcript is spliced from 5 exons. Gene Ontology annotation, cellular component: cytoplasm. Lineage: Eukaryota; Metazoa; Chordata; Mammalia; Chiroptera; Rhinolophidae. Gene Ontology annotation, biological process: N-acylphosphatidylethanolamine metabolic process.
AGACUGUCCCUGUCGCCGGGGCCAGGGAGCUCUGCAAAGCUCCCAUUAGCCAAUCACACGGGCAGGGGCCGAAUGACCUCACGUUGGCCGGGACUCGGCGGCCACUAAACCCCGGUCCAUUUGCCGCCGUGGUUGCGCUGCCUCCCAAGUCCGUGAGGCAUUUUCGAAGCUGAUAAAGCGAACUCCAACCUGAAAUUGAGGCUCCACAGCAGGAAAACAAGAUGCGCGCGCCCAUUCCAGAGCCCCAGCUUGGAGAUCUGAUUGAGAUUUUCCGCCCCAUCUACAGACACUGGGCCAUCUAUGUUGGUGACGGAUAUGUGAUCCACCUGGCCCCGCCAAGUGAAAUCGCGGGAGCUGGUGCGGCCAGCAUCAUGUCUGCCCUGACUGACAAGGCCAUAGUGAAGAAGGAACUACUGUGUGAUGUGGCCGGGAGAGACAAAUACCACGUCAAUAACAAACACGAUGGCAAGUACCCACCGCUGCCUCCCAGCAAAAUCGUCCAGCGGGCGGAGGAGCUGGUGGGGCAGGAGAUGCUGUACAAGCUGACCAGCGAGAACUGUGAGCACUUUGUCAAUGACCUGCGCUACGGAGUCCCGCGCAGUGACCAGGUCAGAGAUACCGUGAUGGCAGUUGGCAUUGCAGGAGUGGGCUUGGCAGUCAUGGGCCUCAUUGGCGUUAUCUCCUCAAGAAACAAGCGACAAAAGCAAUAAGUUGAAGAGACUGUCCUGCCAGCAAUUACCUUAUACAUUAAGGGGGUCUUGUUUUGCUAGAGGUUUUGAGAUUUGGUUUAUGAAUUUCAUUCUGUUUUUUAUAAUAAGGCUUAUUUUCAUAGAAUUAAAUAAAGCCCAAUAAGGGAGGAUUUUAUUGGGGGAAAUGCAGCAAGAACUGCCUGGUGUGAAAUCCAUUGAGGGCACAGCUGGGCUCUGUUCCUGGUGAUGCCAGCUUGUCCUUUGACCUUUGGUGAUUUCCUCUCACUUUCUCUUUGUGAGAUGCAUUCUUUACCUUGCAGGAAAAAGCCCAACUCUGGUUAUCUCAAGUAAUGGGCGUUUUUGGUUGUGAGGAUACACGUAGGAAGCAAGGGAGACACACCUGAUUGACAUACAAGAACAGGAACCAUAGUCCAGCCAGGACCUUGGCCUGGAGCUAGACCCGGGAUAUCUUCUAGACUCAGCAGGCUGUAGACGUUCAGUGGCGUUCAAACCAAACCAAACCAAACCAAACCUCCGCCCUAAGGAAAAUCAGUGCGUGCUCUUGCCAAUCUUGUUAAAACUGCCCUUACCCCCCUCUGCUCUCCACGUCUUUCCUCUGCCUUGUUGCUUCCUCCUCCCUCCCCCAGCCCUCCUGCUUUCUCACUGCUUGGGCUUGCCAUGACCCUCCCCCUCCAGGUCUCUGAUCCCACACUUCCUCCUACAGCCUCUCUUCCCACAUCAGCUCAACUCCAUCUCUUCCCAGCUACCUGCCAGGUGCUCCUAGUUCAAGUUCCUGAGAGAGAAUCUGAUUGGCUCAGCUCAUCACAUCCUAGCUCAGCCUGCUGAUUGGCUGCUGUUGGGUCAGGUGACCCCACUAGGCCAAUGAGCUCUGCUUGAUGGGGUCAGGUCACAUGGUACAAGGUUGUCUCAGACCCUAUCAGCUGGGGGGUGUAGCAGGCCUCAGGCCUGACCUCCCUUUUGCGUAGCCCUUCAUAGGGGAAAGGAGUGACCUCUUGUGGCUAGUCCCUUGAGGCUUGCUGCUACUGCUCACGGCUUGCCAUGACCCUCCCCCUCCAGACCAACCAAAGCAACCAAAUGUAAAAAACAACUAUAAAAGCAAUUUAGGAUAAUUGGGGAAAUGAGAAUAUGGACUGGGUAUUCAAUAAUAUUAAGGAAUUAUUAAUUUUAUUAAGUGUGAUAAUGGUAUCAGGUUCAUGUAAACACAUGACCAAAUUGAAAAAAUAGAUGCAGAUAAAGCAAAUACGGCAAAACAGUAAGUUUUAAAUCUAGGCGGUGGAUAUAUGUGUGGUCAUCAUACUAGUCUUUCUAGUACUUUUUGCAUGUUAAAAAUUUACAUAGUAAAUAACUUAAAGAUACCUGAAAUUUGAACUUGAAAAUUUAAGUAAAAUAAGACUUUGAAUCUACUUCAAUAAAUUAUAUAAUAACUUAAAAACUAAAAGAAAAAACAUAUGCUUGGCAAAUACUAAAAACUAAUAUACUAACUAAAAGCAGGUAUAUUGAUAUCAGAAAAUAUAGGCUUUAAGGAAAAAUUAUUGCUAGACAGAAAGAAGAUGAAAAAUGUGGCAUAAUAAGAAAUACAUUUGGUCUUUGUCUUUGGUUCCUGGUCAAGCUCCUGAAACCCUCGGAAUUUCCUGAGUAUAGGAAUAUCUUUUGUUAUUCAUAACAAGCCCCCUGUGGAUCACACCAGAGUUUUGCCUGAUGAAUUGACUUAGAGUGGGGACCCUAGACAGCCUUAGGAUGGGGCUGGUCGUCAGAAAGACCAAGUGAUUAGAGGUUGGCACUUUUAGGCCCACCCACUGAUCUCUGGGAAGGGGAGGGAGGCUGAAGAUUAAGCUCUAUAAAAACUCCUAAACCAGGAGACUUGAUGGGCUUCUGGGUGGUGAACACAUCGGGGGUGCUGGGAGAGUGGCAUGCUUAAGAGGGCAUGCACCAAAAUAUGGUGAUGGAAAGAGAACUGACUCUGGGUGGUGAGCACACAAUGUGAGAUACAGAUGAUGUAUUACCAAAUUGUUCACCUGAAAUCUAUGUAACUUUCCUAACAAUUGUCACCCCAAUAAACUUUUAAUUAAAAAAAAAAGAGGGCAUGAAAGCUGCUUGCAUCCCUCUGCCCCCUGUUAUAGAGAAAACCACAAGCUCAAAAUGGCAUCACUCAUGCUAAAAGCCCAAGAUACCAAACCUAGAUUUAAUACCUGAUGUAAUUACAGUUUCAACUUUUCGGAAAUGGAAUCUUAAUCAACUAGUCUGGAAUUUUCUGGUCAAGUAUCAGCAAGGUAAUCUGUCAUGUGGGCCUUUUCCACCACCGCUCCCCCCAUUCCUCCCCUCCUCCAUAGAAAUGAGAGGCAAUCUUCAUGAUAAAAAUCCUUGCUGUUCCCUUCCCCCAAAAGUAGAUGUCCUGGCCCCAAAAUUAUCCUUUCUUUUCCUUUGUUAAUAGCUCCCUUGCUUCACCCAUCUGCCAAUAAAAACCUUCCACGUACAACCCCUCAGAGCGCCCUUCUACUUGCUAGACAGGAUGCUGCCCGAUCCAUAAAUUGCUUAAUAAAGCCAAGUAGACCUUUAAAUUUA